Molecule: messenger RNA, 288 nt
Organism: Sporothrix brasiliensis 5110
Lineage: Eukaryota; Fungi; Ascomycota; Sordariomycetes; Ophiostomatales; Ophiostomataceae
Exons: 3
Coding region: 1-288 (95 amino acids)
Source: RefSeq, a predicted model, not a curated record
AUGAGUUCCAUCUCGCAGCUUGACGGCACUUGCUCGGCCACAGGUUGCAACUCCGAUGGCCCUUCGGACGAGCCGUGCGACCAGUGCACAGCUGCUGUGCAGGCGCAGCCAUCAAUCAGCACCCCCGAAGAUAAGGCCGUCGUCGAGACCAAUCUUGAGUCUCCGAACGAGCCUGAGCCUCUUCCCACAAAGGUCGGAGGUAUCCCUGACGAGCCCGCGGCCAAGAAGCUCAAGACCAUAGCGAAGCAGUUUAUGUUGAAGAAGACAAACUAUUUUGGAACCUCUUGA